AUUGUAGUGACACUAUUAUAGCUAUAGCCUAUAAUGUCUUCAAAAUUAUUUGAUGGCUUUUAGUUACGGUCAUACAAUCAUCCCGAAUUUGUCCGCGGCCUCAGCAAAGACUGCAAUAGACAUUUUUGAACACAACCCGACAUUGUAUGGCAUGGUACCUACCUUCCAUAAUUAGUUAAUGCGCACAUUUGUUGUAACGCAAGAAUUCAUACAAUGAAACAUAUUUAUAAUAUCAAUAACAUGCUGGACAACAAUGAUGAAGAUUCGUCGUGCUCUUGCAAGUGGGAAAAUUGUGAUUUAUACAUGAAUAAAACAGAACUACCAAAACAUGUAAUAGACCACAUAGCUCCAGAAUCUCAAGGGUUAUUCUACUGCAAAUGGAAAAGUUGUACGAGAGGAGACCGAGCUUUUAACGCCAAAUACAAGAUAUUAGUCCACAUACGCACUCAUACAAACGACAAGCCGCAUCAAUGCUAUAUAUGUGGUAAAAGCUUUACGCGGGCUGAAAAUUUGAAGAUUCAUGCUCGUUCGCAUACAGGUGAGAAACCGUACGUUUGUUCAGUAAAUGGAUGCAACAAGGCAUAUUCCAAUACGAGCGAUCGCUUCAAGCACACCCGAACGCACUUCAUCGAAAAACCAUACGCUUGUCGAGUGGAAAGCUGUCUGAAAAGAUAUACGGACCCCAGCUCUUUGAGAAAACAUGCUAAAAGUCAUAAUCAUCAAGUAAAGGUGAUAUUGACACAAGAUACGAAUCCAUGUUGUUCUUCGUCGGUUUUCAUAACUCCUACUUGUUCUGCGUAUUCCAUGUCCAACGUUAUUGACCAACCACUUGAUUUAUCAAUUCGUUGGAAAAAAUAAUUGUACUAUAGAGUAAUGUUUAAUGUUUUAGUGCAAAUGAUAAUUAGUCAACUAUAUAUAUAUACAUGGAUUUAUUAUAAUAAAUGUACAUACUUUUACUUGUA
Messenger RNA from Rhopalosiphum maidis (corn leaf aphid), 962 nucleotides. Its product is annotated as zinc finger protein GLIS2 homolog. Gene Ontology annotation, cellular component: nucleus. The record is from RefSeq and is a predicted model, not a curated record. The transcript is spliced from 6 exons. The coding region runs from base 214 to 858 and encodes 214 amino acids. Lineage: Eukaryota; Metazoa; Arthropoda; Insecta; Hemiptera; Aphididae. Gene Ontology annotation, biological process: smoothened signaling pathway; regulation of transcription by RNA polymerase II. Gene Ontology annotation, molecular function: DNA-binding transcription factor activity, RNA polymerase II-specific; RNA polymerase II cis-regulatory region sequence-specific DNA binding.